AGCUGAGCAGAGCGAGCGCCGCGCACCCCGCAGUGUCCCGGUACCCGUCCUGCCCGCCGCACAAGCAGCGCAGCCUCUCGCCGAUUGUAUGGUCCAGGCCUCGAUGAGGAGCCCAAACAUGGAGACGUUCAAGCAGCAGAAGGUGGAGGAUUUUUAUGACAUUGGAGAGGAGCUGGGGAGCGGCCAGUUUGCCAUCGUGAAGAAGUGCCGGGAGAAGAGCACAGGGCUGGAGUAUGCGGCCAAGUUCAUCAAGAAGAGGCAGAGCCGGGCCAGCCGUCGGGGCGUGUGCCGGGAGGAAAUCGAGAGGGAGGUGAGCAUCCUGCGGCAGGUGCUGCACCCCAACAUCAUCACGCUGCACGACGUCUAUGAGAACCGCACCGACGUGGUGCUCAUCCUCGAGCUAGUGUCCGGAGGAGAACUGUUCGAUUUCCUGGCCCAGAAGGAGUCGUUGAGUGAGGAGGAGGCCACCAGCUUCAUUAAGCAGAUUCUGGAUGGGGUGAACUACCUUCACACAAAGAAAAUUGCCCACUUUGAUCUCAAGCCAGAAAACAUUAUGUUGUUAGACAAGACAAUCCCCAUUCCACACAUCAAACUGAUUGACUUUGGCCUGGCUCAUGAAAUAGAAGAUGGAGUUGAAUUUAAAAACAUUUUCGGAACACCGGAAUUUGUUGCUCCAGAAAUCGUGAACUAUGAGCCCCUGGGACUGGAGGCCGACAUGUGGAGCAUCGGUGUCAUCACCUACAUCCUACUAAGUGGAGCAUCCCCCUUCCUGGGAGACACGAAGCAAGAAACACUGGCAAACAUUACAGCUGUGAGUUAUGACUUUGAUGAGGAAUUCUUCAGCCAGACAAGUGAACUGGCCAAGGACUUCAUUCGGAAGCUUCUCGUGAAGGAGACACGGAAACGGCUUACCAUCCAAGAGGCUCUCAGACAUCCCUGGAUCAUGCCGGUGGACAACCAGCAAGCCAUGGUGCGCAGGGAGUCCGUGGUCAACCUGGAGAACUUUAAGAAGCAGUAUGUCCGCAGGCGGUGGAAGCUCUCCUUCAGCAUCGUCUCCUUGUGUAACCACCUCACCCGCUCCCUGAUGAAGAAGGUUCACUUGAGGACAAGCGAGGACCUGAGGAACUGCGAGAGUGACACAGAGGAGGACAUCGCCAGGAGGAAAGCCCUUCACCCCCGGAGGAGGAGCAGUACCUCCUAACUUGCCUGGUUUUCAGUGGCUGCCAGGGAAGUCCACGUUCCUUGUGUUCCUUCUAUGCAAGUUCUUGGACCCUGCUUGUCACCGGUACCCAGACCUUCUGUGUUCCUGAGCACAAGAGAGAGGAGUCUGCAGGACUCAGAACUUUCAGGAGACCCUGGGAGCAUUGGCUGUCUCCUGCUGAGGAGUCUCCAGCAUUCUCCAAGCUCUUAGAUCUCCAGGAAACUGGCAGUCAUCUGUCUGCUAACUUCGGAAGCUGGGAUGGGGUGUGGACUGAGGGAAUGGCUAUAAAGGAGUGUCAUCUUCACCACAGGUUAAAGUCAGGUUUCGGCAGCUUUCCUUACUCGGUGACAUCGUUCAGAACCAGCCUUGGCAGCCAUCAUAGCAGGAAGACAGAAGCCGCCCCUAUCAGGACACACGCGUGAAGAGAAUUUCUAGAGUGAGGGACCAAUCUUGUGACCUCCCAGAAUUCACAGGAGUCAGGAUGUCCAACGUCAGACUGUACAGCAGCCUCUUGUCAGCCUACUGUGUUGUGAUU
Molecule: messenger RNA, 1736 nt
Organism: Microtus ochrogaster (prairie vole)
Lineage: Eukaryota; Metazoa; Chordata; Mammalia; Rodentia; Cricetidae
Gene: Dapk2
Product: death associated protein kinase 2
Biological process (GO): protein phosphorylation; positive regulation of apoptotic process; intracellular signal transduction
Cellular component (GO): cytoplasm; nucleus
Molecular function (GO): protein serine/threonine kinase activity; ATP binding
Source: RefSeq, a predicted model, not a curated record